AUGGAGGUUGGCAAGAAUCAGCACCUUACAAAAGGCGGCCAAAAGGGAGCCAAGAAGAAAGUAGUUGAUCCAUUUUCUACAAAAGAUUGGUAUGACGUGAAAGCAUCUGCUAUGUUCAACAUAAGAAGUAUUGGGAAGACACUAGUUACUAGGACUCAGGGAACCAAAAUUGCAUCUGACGGCCUUAAGGACUGUGCGUUUGAAGUGAGCCUUGCAGAUCUGCAGAAUGAUGAAGCUGCAUGUAGAAAGAAGAUGAUGGAAAUCAUGACCUGGGAGGUGCAGAUAAAUGAUUUGAAAGCAGUGGUCAAUAAACUGAUUCCAGACAGCAUCGGAAAAGACAAAGAAAAGGCCUGCCAGUUCAUCUACCCUCUCCAUGAUGUCUUCGUCAGGAAAGUUAAAGUGCUGAAGAAACCCAACUUCAAAUUGGGAAAACUCAUGGAGCUUCAUGGUGAAGAUAGUAGCUCUGGAAAAGCUAGUAGGGAUGAGACGGGCACCAAAGUUAACGAGCUUUUAAAAUCUGUUUAA
Tupaia belangeri chinensis (Chinese tree shrew) is the source of this 525-nucleotide messenger RNA. RefSeq names its product 40S ribosomal protein S3a-like. The transcript has 2 exons. Lineage: Eukaryota; Metazoa; Chordata; Mammalia; Scandentia; Tupaiidae. Gene Ontology annotation, biological process: translation. Gene Ontology annotation, cellular component: ribosome. Gene Ontology annotation, molecular function: structural constituent of ribosome. The record is from RefSeq and is a predicted model, not a curated record. The coding region runs from base 1 to 525 and encodes 174 amino acids.